AUGUUUGUUCCAGAGCUCGAGAGAAUCGAGGAGGUUUCGGAGAAGGAUAAGCAGGAGGAGAAGGAGGAGGAUGAGAAGGAUUUAGAGAAGGAGGAGGACGCCUGCACCAAUGACAAUAACGGCGUAAAACCGGAAGUGAAGGAGGGGGGCCAACAGCAGCAGCAGCAAAUGAUGUGAAUAAAUGCACCUAUGACCAGAAUUUCCAGGCAUAGACCGCGCACCGUUUGCAGCGUCAUAAUUACUGACUGAGGUGAAUUCGAAUAGCUGAGGGUUAUCGAUAAUGUGCAAGUCGGCUUUCAAGUGCCAAGAUGGCAGCGUGGCGGUCGAACGUGUGCACAUGCAUGCACGAGGCGAAGUUGAGUUGUUUAGGAAACUUCUGACCCAAAGUUAGUGGUGGUUUUUGUCGUGGUGGUGGUUGUGGUGGUUUUUGUCGUGGCGGUGGUGGUGAUGGUGGUGGUGGUGUUGGUGGUGGGUUUGGUGAUGGUGGUUGUGGUGAUGGUGUUGGUGGUGGUGGUGAUUGUGGUGGUGGUGGUGCUGGUGUUUGUGGUGUUGUUUGGGGUCGUGGUGUUGGUGGUAGUGUUGCUGAUGGUGGUUUUGGAAAUUGUGUUGGUGGUCCUUUGGGUGUUGUUGUUACUGUAUAUGCUAAGGCAUAGCUCAGGUGCAGGUUAUUAUAUUAUUUUUAAGUUUGUUCCAGAGCUCGAGGGAAUCGAGGAAGUUUUGGAGGAGGAUGAGCAGGAGAAGGAUGAUUGCGGGAAGGAUGAGGCGGAGAAGGAUGACGAUGAGGACGCCAGCAUAAAUGAAAAUCACGGCGUAGAACCGGAAGUGAUGGAGGGGGCCAGCAGAAGCAGCAGUAUAAUGUGCACGCUGGUGGAGACGCGGACUGUCCUGUCGUCGUCUCAGAGGUAA
Spirometra erinaceieuropaei is the source of this 906-nucleotide messenger RNA. The record is from the annotation of a GenBank genome assembly. NCBI's taxonomy places the organism in Eukaryota, Metazoa, Platyhelminthes, Cestoda, Diphyllobothriidea, Diphyllobothriidae.